Molecule: messenger RNA, 1176 nt
Organism: Ixodes scapularis (black-legged tick)
Lineage: Eukaryota; Metazoa; Arthropoda; Arachnida; Ixodida; Ixodidae
Product: RNA transcription, translation and transport factor protein
Exons: 7
Coding region: 373-1095 (240 amino acids)
Biological process (GO): tRNA splicing, via endonucleolytic cleavage and ligation
Cellular component (GO): tRNA-splicing ligase complex
Molecular function (GO): RNA binding
Source: RefSeq, a predicted model, not a curated record
AAUCUGAUCCAAUCCACAAGAGAUCAACAUCCCCAACCUGUGUUCCCAACUAGGAGACUCGAACUCGUGGACGAUACAGUGGAAUCUGAUUUCACCGAACCUUCACAGCCUUACAAGCGAUAUUGCGUUGUUUAUCGUAGGUUUUCGCCUCCACACUGAUCUCUGCUCGCCAUCGUAACUUGACGGCUCACUGUUGGGCUUCGAGGCACUGUACCUUGACCGACGCCGAGCUUGGUGUUUGGCGAGGUGCACUCGCUGUCAUUUCGCGUGGGCGCCGGGUUCGGCGUUGGUUUGGCGCGGCUUCUGUACCGCUGAGCGACAAGUGUGACUGACCGCUGCGACGCUCGGAACCCCGUUGCACGACACAGGACCAUGUUCCGGCGCAAACUGACCGCACUUGGCUUCCACAGCCCAGACACCUUCAACGUCCAAAGCAUCGGCCAGCUGCGCAGCUUGGUGGCCUGGCUGGAGGACCAGAAGAUCCGCCACUACAAACUCGAACAGCGUGGCACCCUGAGGCAGAUCGAGGACCCCGGUUGGGUGCAGGCCUUUCACGCGUACCUGCGGGACCUUGGCUGCCCCCACGACCCUGCGGACGAGCGUGCAGUACUCGACUGGCUGUUGGGACUCGCCGUGCACCUCGAGUACUCGGACACCCCCGACAAGUUUGCGGUGGACUGCGAGCAGCCGGACUCCAAGGGACCCACCUUGGUGCACAGCAACCCGUUGGACGGCAUGGACUUCGAGAGCACGGAGUUCCGGCAGGGAGUGGCCGCCCUCGCACAGCUGCUCAACAUCAGCCCCCACCCGGACCACCUGGUGACCCUGCAGGCAGUGUGCAGCAUGGUGCAGGACAAGCUGGCCCCCGGCAAGAAGCAGGCUGGCCAGCAGGGCAAACCGUAUCCGCUCAAGGAGAGCGCUCUGGGCUUUGACUCUGGAGACCCCGUGCUGAACCAGGCGGCCAAGGUUCUCCGCCUGCUCUAUGUGCACGACCUGCGGGACCUGCAGACGCGCAUCAACGAGGCCAUCGUGGCCGUGCAGGCCAUCACGGCGAACCCCAAGACCGACACCCGGCUGGGCAAAGUGGGCCGCUGAGCCCCAGGCGGAGGCUGCACGCGCCUUGAAGGGGUCUUAGGUUCUUCAAAUUGGAAAUAAACGUGCGACGUCUGACCCGCC